Messenger RNA from Gadus morhua (Atlantic cod), 5282 nucleotides. RefSeq names its product Rho GTPase activating protein 40 (gene arhgap40). Gene Ontology annotation, biological process: signal transduction; regulation of actin filament polymerization; regulation of small GTPase mediated signal transduction. Gene Ontology annotation, molecular function: GTPase activator activity. The record is from RefSeq and is a predicted model, not a curated record. Gene Ontology annotation, cellular component: cytoplasm. The transcript is spliced from 15 exons. Lineage: Eukaryota; Metazoa; Chordata; Actinopteri; Gadiformes; Gadidae. The coding region runs from base 1847 to 4033 and encodes 728 amino acids.
GCCUUCCGUUUGGUGCAGAGAGGACCCCAUUAUCUGAGAAGCAAUUAUUAGUAAUAGGUAGUAGGAGUGUUUGGAAUGUCAUUCUCCGAAUCUGUUUUGCAUUGCUGCUUCAUUGGGUGACGCAACCAAGUGUAUAGAUUCCCCCCCCGUGAUCAAUAAUCGAUUGAUCACACAGCUCUGUGCUCUGCGGAGGUCUUGUGGUCGGCUGUCUACAUGUUGUGUGACAGGGUGUAUAGAGCCAGGCUGAGUGGGACUCUUGUUCUGUUUUUGCAGUUUCAUUGCAUCUAUUGCAUCUAUUGCUAGGCUACAGUUCACUUUCACACAUCUAUAUAAUAACUAAGGGUAGCUUAUCAAGUGCAGAGCUUCUCAAAGCUUCUCAUUACUUUGAGGAAUGGAAAAAAUAAAGGUCUUUUUUUGCAACCAGGACCUCCGACUGUUCCCCCUACAAGAUGUUUAUGUGUAUAAUUACAAGCACAAUAUGUCAUAAGAAAUUAAUAAAUAAUUUAUCUAUAUUCAUAUAUAUGUUACACAGAAACCUACUUCAACACCUGGGGCAGGGAAGCACUUUUACAAACACUUCCCUUACACACAUAAUGCCUGCAGGGGUUUGAGACUGAUUAGUUUUAUUUGCUCCUUCCGUUUGUUCAACUUUUCAGCUCUAAUUUCUUCUCCUCUAUGUCCAACCAGACAAAUGCAAGAGCUACGUGACUUGGAGAACUUCCUCAUCCUUUACCUUAAGGUCAAACGUGUUUGAUGGGUUGAAUUAAUAUUUUAUUUUGUUUAUUCCAUGCAAUGAGUAGUGAAUAGUGAGAUGAAUUGGUUUUAUGUGUAAAAAAAAAAACUAAACAUGAGUGUUAUUAGUAUUAAUAUGAGAAGUAAUAGUAAUCUAAUGGAAAUCGUUUAUAUACUUCUAGUUUUCAAAUCAUUAUUGGCUAAUUUCUACUAACUUUAAAACCAGCAGUAGCCUACUGUGAACACUCCGGGUCCUGCUGCAUCAGCCUGUUGUGCUGUUCACAAGAACAGCAGGACUGGGCCUGGGCUUAUGGUGGUCUUGUCGAGCCAAUGGAGUCUUCUAAGCCCAGGUAGUCUCACAGGAGGGUGUUUUGGCUUGUUACAGCUGGGGGAGGCCAGAUGUUGUACAAGAAAAAAGGUGCAUGAUGCUGUACCUAUUGCUGGGUUAUGUUCUAUAUAUGACAAUGUAUUCCACACAUUGUUGGCCCACAUCAAUCUAUAAUGAGGCUUGCAAUGUCUAAAUACAAUGAGACGAUUUAUUUAGCGAUCAAAAACAUCUUGGACGAACCCCUUUCAAUUACCUCAUUGCAUACUUCCGCAAACAUAGACGAGCCGACUAUGAAUUCGGGGGGGUGUUGUGAGAAGGGGUGUGUCCCAAGAAGCGAGCCUUAGAAAUGCAAAAUGCAGAGACCACACAAACGCAUCGAGGCAGAUGUAUUAUGCAGACUCGUAAAAUGUGACACGUCCACUUAGCAGAGCAUCACACAUGGUCACGUCUUAUGGCCGGAGCUUGGUAGAGGCGCGAGCCGCGGCUCCGUCGAGUCUGAGCGCGCUGUCCUCCGCUGGGCUCUAUGUGUCUCUUUGUUGUCCCUGGACAUGGACCACCCGAGCCACGGAUGAAAGGCGCUACCAGAGUUACGGCUUCAGUGACGUUGGUUAUAAUAACAUGAAAACGGCUUAGUUUAACGACCGGUUUAAGUCGGUUUACAUUGUGCAUGACAUCAGUCACGGUCGUUGCGCUAUAAAUUCUUCUUGUCUGCGGACUGAGGGCGUGUGUGACGCCCUUGGUAAUACGGCAUGUUCACAGUAAGGCAGUGCCAUCUAGUGGUUAGAGAUGGUACUAUUGCCUCCCGGACGCAUUUUGCACGAACAAAAGACGCCCCCCUCUUUGUGUGCACAGUCGCCUUCUCCGUUUCCCUCUCCUCGCAUCAUCCCUCCCUCCGUCCCACUCCUUUUGUCUCUCCUUCAACCUGGACUUGCCUCUUUUUUUUUGCAUUCUAUCAGUCUGCGCCGGCCUCAUCUUCAGCCUUUUCUUCAGUGCUCAAGUGUGUAUGUAGAUCCCUGCCCCUCCGAGAUGAACCGGGAGCCCUGGGCCAGCAGCACACAGGACCCGACCGCCUCUGAGCACACACUGCACCCACGGGAGGAGAGCUCAUCGCCGUCGGCAACCGAGCAGCAGCAGCAGCAGCAGCAGCAUCAGGAGCAGCAGGAGCUGCCGGACAAGCUGUGUCUGGACUCCUUUUGGAGCGAGGUGGAGACCAUUCGCCAGGGGAGUGGCUACGAGGCGGAGCUGGAAGAGCGUGCCAGGCGGGACUCCAGACAGUCGGAAGAGGGGGAGCAGGAGGAGCAGUGGCUGGCUGAUGCUGGUCUGUCCAACCUGCUGGUGAGCGAGGGUGCUGCGGAGGAUGUGGAGAACGCCGUGCUGCUGUCGACGCUGACGCGCACGCAGGCCGAGGCCGUCCAGCGCCGGCUGGACUCCUACACGCUGUCCCUCCGCAAGAGGAACAAGCCCCCGCCCCGGGACGUCCGGGACAUCUUCAACUCCCCCAUCACUCAGACGUUUGGGUCCCAGCACGGUGAAGGCCGAGCUCAAGACAACAUGGCGUCCGUGGCCAAAUCACCGCUAUCAGUGGUUCGUACAGAGCAGCAGCAGAGUGGUCUGAAGGAGGAGAUCUUCAUCACGGAUGUGGCCUACUGUGAUCAGGCAGCCAUUUUCCUGAAGCAGGCCAAGCUCCCCCAGAGCAACAGCAGGAAAGAAGAAGGAACCCUGCCUAGGGUGGUCUGCCCCCAGUGCCGCCUGGGCGUGACCCGGGUGCAGGACCUGUCCCCGGGGGACCUGAAGAAGGUGCGUCAGCUGGCGCUCAUCGACAUGACGGCGCUCAGCGACCUGCUGGAGCUGGAGGUCAAGAGGCAGAAGAUGUCCAAAAGGAAGAUGGCAGAGAGCGCUCUGUUCGGAGUGCCCCUGGCAACGCUACUGGAGAACGACCAGAGAGUCAAGCCCAGCACCACCACACCUCUCCUCCUGCAGGCGUUGCUGUCGUUCCUGGAGAAGAAAGGGGUCGAGUCUGAGGGCAUUCUGCGGGUACCCGGCUCUCAGUCCAGAAUCAAGCUGCUGCAGCAGACCCUGGAGACCACCUUCUACUCCGGGGGGGUGGACUGGGACGAGGUCAGCCCCAACGACGCCGCUGCCCUGCUCAAGAAGUUCAUCCGGGAGCUUCCGUCGCCGCUGCUCACCGCUGAGCACCUCAACACCUUCAGCGCCGUCAGAGACAUUACAGAGCUGAAACAGAAGCUCCACAUGUUGAACCUGCUGAUCCUGCUGCUGCCAGAGCCCAACAGGAACACACUCAAGGCCCUGCUGGAGUUCCUCAGCAAGGUGGUGUCGAGGGAGAGGAGGAACCGGAUGACCCUGUGGGCGGUGGCCACCAUCAUGGCGCCCAACCUGUUCCUGCACAAGGCCGUGCCCAGCCGGCUGACGGACGGCGGCGCCGAGAAGGGCCACGCCGAGAAGGCAGCCGACAUCAUGAGGCUGCUGAUCCGCUACCAGGACCUGCUCUGGACGAUUCCCAACUUCCUGAUGAGCCAGGUGCGCAAGCUGAACGAGAACAGCAACCGCCGCUACCAAUUCUACGACCGCCGCAUCAAGAACCUGCUGAGGAAGAUCCACACGGACACCAGAGACAAGCCCGAGAAGAACACCUCAGAGCCGUGCCGGACGGUGAAGGUGCAGGUUGGAGACCUGGUGAGCAGCACCAUGGAGGUCCAGGUCACCGUCACCUCCAGGGCCUCGGACCUGCUGGCCCAGUUCCACAGGCAGUUCCUCCGCAGCCCCGACAAGAGCAAGGGCAAGCUACGGCGGAACGGCUCCACGGUCUAUCCGGACUGUGCCAUCUAUGAAGUUGGGGGGAACAUUGGUGAGCACUGUGUGGACCCCAACACACACCUUCUGGACCUUUACAACAGCAACCCUGCAGGAGAGUGGGUGAUCAAGAUGAGGCCCAACGCAAGCAGAGGGCUGUGAUGGCACCCCCCACCCACCACGCACCCCACCCAUCCACACCGUCACCCAAUCCAUCACCCACCCCAUCGCAGGACAGGGACCCCCUGUUUUAUGACUUUCUCCGGGCCGAGACACAGACGGGGGAGGGGGGGGGGGGGGGGGGGAUACGAAUGGUUGUAUAGUAGUCCCGCCCACCACGCCCCUCACCAUCCCCCCACAUCGCCCUCCUCCGCCCUCCCUCCGCCGUUACUUUCCCCCCCGCGUUACUGCGGCGUCGCACUGCAGCAGUAGCAGCCAGGUUUGGUCACGUGACUCAGGACUUCCAAUCGGGAGCCGGAGGGGAGGGGAGGGGGAAGGGGAAGGGGAGAGGAAAGCGACCAUUUGGCAUGGCAGCGAUGCUCUGGGGGCGAUAGACCCCGACCACGAGAGAGAACAGAUGGGGCCCUGAAGCUCCCCGAGCGAGGAGCGGCAAGCGGCUGCAUACCAUCACGGAGGACGCAGCGGCCCAAAGUGGAACCAUUUUUCGCUGUGUGUCCGGCCUGUCACCCCCCCCACCAAAAGUGUUUGUUCAUAUCAGUGGAAAGCCGGUGUAGAUCCCUCAUUCGUUGGUUUCCUCUGCUGCCAGGGAGGAGGGGGGAGUCCUGCUCCUUCACUGACAUUAUCAAAACCAAUGAACAUGUGCGGAGAAAACAACAGACUUUCUUUUUUCUUUUCUUAAAACGCCUUCGUACCGAAGGCCUUAGUGUCUCAUCCUCAACGGCACCUUUUUGUACUCUGUAAAAAAAAAAAAGGGAGUGGACAGGGACAGAGAGCGGAGCCGGUCUCCAGCCUUCUGUCUCAUUUUUAUGUGUUGUUGUUGUUUUUUUACAAUGUCGAGUUCCCGAAGCGACUCUUGUGAUGUCGAAGUGAUUAUUUAUAUUAAGGAUGUGAUGAUGAUGAUGAUGAUGAUGAUGUUGUGGUUGUUGCGUCUGUAUUGCUGAAUGUAUUGUAUUCAUGAUGAGUAACUUUAGGACGACCACAGAGUUGUGUCCCUCAGUAGCUUGGGGGUCGUGUGAAUAUCAUAAUGAGAAUGUUCCCUUACAUGUAUGUUAUUCGUUUUUGUUUGCUUCCAACUUGUCUCUCUCUCACCAGUGUAUUGUAUUUCAUCCAAACAACUAGCAGUACUCCUUAACUAAUCACAUUUCACUUGUAAAUAUUGCUUGUUCUUGCUCAACUCCAUCUUGAAUGAACGUUGAAAUAGACAUACUGGCUGUUGUGGCUCAUUUCACUG